CGCGGUCUAAUUUUCUGUCGUUGUCAGGUCUUAUUUAUUUAUCCGUGUUGGUUUGUGGCGUGGCUAGUAGUUUAUUUUGUUUGUUAGAAUUUGUGAUUAAUUUGGGUGAAAAGAAAAUGCCUUAUGAGGGUCUAGGGUUUGCAGUUAUACUGGGUGUUGGUCUUGCCACAGCUAUAUAUUAUUUCUUAACUCAGACGGGACGAGAAUCUGCCCAUAGUAAUAGUAGAAAUAAUGGCCAACCACCACCGUUUGACCAUGGACCUAACAGCAAGUCGUGGCAUGAGGGGAGCAGAAACACCAAGCCCAAACGUAAAUUAUCUACGCAGGCAGAGGAGACUCACUGUAUGAUUUGCCUUGAAGGGUAUAACAUCAAGCAGUUGCCAUGUAAACACAGAUUUCAUUCCCACUGUAUCAGUAAGUGGUUCAGCGUAAAGGGAUCACCAUCUUGCCCAUUGUGUCGUGCACUUGCUGAAUAGAAAAUUCUUACUUAUUCCCUAAACUAGCUCAAGGUAGAGGCCUCCUGUGUUCUAAAAUUCUGCAGCUCUGUCAAUACUUUUAAGUAAAUAAAGGUUUUGUGAAUAAGUACUUGACUGACAAGUGAAAUUAUAUUGUGCUGCCAUUCCAAGUAGCAGAAAUCAGUGAUAGGCGUAAGCAUUUGCAAGAUUGGAGUCUGUAUAAAAUUGUUCUCUGGAAUGUCUGAUUGCAAAACAAUUUUAAAUGAAAGUUGAUACUUGGAUAUUAAUUAAUAGUAUGAUGACUGAUAGUUGAAUUAUGUUGCUUCAUGUGCAGACCAGGUGUUUUUUUAAUUGCUUAGACUAGUGGCAGCUGACAUACAGUGAUAUAACAAUAAAUCAGUUAUGUGGGUCUAGCAGUCAUUUCUCUUUUCCUUUAAUUUUAUUCAAAAGUUGUUCGUAGAUAAAUUUAUUGUAGUUAUUAGUCUGUGUUUAGUAGUGCUUCAUAAAGAAAUGCAACCUAUUCUUUUAGAUUUCCUGAAUUUAAAGAAAUAAUAAUUUUUUAAUAUAGAGAUUGACUUUAAUGAUCAGAUUUGUAUUGAGGAUUAGAAAUAAAAAAGGUACAUUUGUUGUGAAAAGUU
Molecule: messenger RNA, 1093 nt
Organism: Cryptotermes secundus
Lineage: Eukaryota; Metazoa; Arthropoda; Insecta; Blattodea; Kalotermitidae
Product: E3 ubiquitin-protein ligase RNF130-like
Exons: 3
Coding region: 117-476 (119 amino acids)
Molecular function (GO): zinc ion binding
Source: RefSeq, a predicted model, not a curated record